Messenger RNA from Solenopsis invicta (red fire ant), 4065 nucleotides. Its product is annotated as transient receptor potential cation channel protein painless. Gene Ontology annotation, molecular function: protein binding. The transcript is spliced from 4 exons. The coding region runs from base 1321 to 3975 and encodes 884 amino acids. The record is from RefSeq and is a predicted model, not a curated record. Lineage: Eukaryota; Metazoa; Arthropoda; Insecta; Hymenoptera; Formicidae.
AGUUAAAAAAAUUGAAGCUAUCGCCGCAAAACUAAAAAAAAUUUAACUAAAAUUCAAGAAUCGUGAAUGGUUCAGUGGCGAUACAUUUGUCUACACUAAAAAUCACGAUCUCCGUAAACGAUUACAUGCGAUAUAUGUCAUCAAUAUGUAUGCAUAUAUACAUACGUAUAGAAAUUGAGCUUGGAGAAUAUAAACUUCACAAGUAUAUAACAAGCAAAACUCGAGUACAAAGGGCAAGCAAAGCAUGAGCAAACUACAUUGAACCUGCGACGUAACCUAUUUUUGUCGCAUAUUAUAUUUAAUUUUUUUUAAGAUAUGUACUUAUUAUAUUGUAAAUGCAACAAAGCAUUAAUAAUUAAAAUAGUUUACUAUCCUAUAUAUAAAUUUCGACUAAUAUUGAUAAUAUUAUUGGCAGUUAUAAAAGUGACAGGCCUAUUAUAUUAUUUUAAAAACAAGGAAAACCUUGAAUAUUAUUAACAGGCCUCAUUAUACUGUAAUUUACAAUGUUUAUAAAAAAAUGCAUUAAAAAAAUGUCAGAAAAAUGAAAAUAUCUAAAACAAAAAACACCAACUGACUAAUAUAUACAAUUAUACGACUCGACACACUUGAGUAAACACACUCGAGUAAACGACUCUCGAGAUUUAAAAAACAAUAGAUACAGGCAAAUGGGAGUCCAGCGCGGUUAGUGUUGCGCAAAAUCAAAUAUAUUUAUUAACAAUAUUCUUAAACGUUUUCUAUAUUCGUACUUUUCGACUCAGCUUUGGAGUCAUCUUCAGCGUGACAAAAUUAUAUCAAAAAUAAUCGUUUGGUCAUCGUCGCUCGAGUGUGCAGUUGAGCGGUUUGCAGUUCCGAAGUAAAACUUUCCGCUGUGACUCAUCUCGUCUGUGUUCAAAUUUUUCGUAUGUUUUUGGUGUACAUUCUAUAUGUAAUGCAAUACGUGAUAUAACUCGCUCAUUUCCGAUAAUGUAUUUUUACAAUUUUUCGUUAUUUUUCUGUAUUCGUUAUCGUUCGACUUCUAUGUAAGCGAUGUUUUUCUAUUGGCUGUUUUGAUCGCAAAAUGAUAAAUCUCUUAUCAUAUAAUUGAUAUCUUAUACAUAUCCUACACGAUAAGCAAAAAAUUUUUCAUGUGUAGUCUACUAAUAAGCGUGAUACCAAGCGUAGAACACGUAGAACAGGUGUAAUUGACAAUCGAUUAUGCCAAUCACCUUGAGUGUUAAUUAAUAGUGCAAAUCUCUUUAUAAAUAUUUUGUGAAUGUGAAUUACCAAAUUAAAUCUUGUUCGUGUAUACAGAAUCAUUACAAGACAUUUUUAAACAACAAAAUGGCUUGCGAAAAGAUGCAGGAGUGUCUACUGGACGACUGCGAUUCUUCUUUAAUCAGUAUACAAGAUCUUUAUGAGCGUCAGCUGAACAUCGAACAAUUCAAAGAUUUCCAAUCUUUCCAAAAUAUCGUAAAGCGUGCUUUGAGAAACUCGCAACUUAUUAAUUACAUACUUAUCGACUCUAAACAUCUAAAAGAAACAUGCCUUGAUAUAGCUAGCAAAAAUGGCUUUACGGAAUUCGUAAAAAUCUUAUUGGGUCAAGGGGUAAAGCUUAACAGGGUGAACAACACGUAUAAUCACGCUCCUAUUCACUUCGCCGCAGAAGGCGGACACGUAGACACGUUGGAAGCUUUACUAGCUGAUGCGACGGUAAAUCCUAAUCUCCAGGCUGGACAGCAGACCGCUCUGCAUAUUGCGGUGAACAGAAAUGAUCAAAAGUGUGCUUUACAACUACUGCAGAAAGGUGCUAGCGCUAAUAUUCCCAACGGUGAGGGUUUAACUGCCAGCCGACUAGCGGUAAAGAAAAAACAGCAUCGUUUCCAGCACGACAUGGCAGAGUUGAUACAACAAGAACAGUGGCAAUCCUCGGAUCUAGAUAGUUACAGUCACAACAAUCAGACAAUAGGCAAGGUGAUCCACCAGAACCGACCAAAUCUAGAACUUCACAAAUAUCCAUUUUACCAUAAAUAUGAUCUUCAGUACUAUUUGAUGGUCAAUGAUGAAACAAAUUUUUUGAAAAAUAUGCCUAAGGAGACUUCUUUGUCGAAUGAUGAGUGUUUAAAGCUAUUGAAAAUAGCCAUGCGAAAUAAUCUUCGUAAGGCAGUGAGAGAAAUUCUAAAAAGCCUUAAAGAAAUAGAAGGAGAUACGAGGAAAAAGUUCUUCGUAGAGCAAGCGGCACGCAUGGCAAUUGAAAAGGGUCAUUACGCUGUUCUUCAGGAAUUGCUGAACGUAGUGCCAGAAAUAACUAAGGACCUAAUUAUAGAUGUUUGCUGGCAGCUGAAAAAAUUGAGAGACCAAGAUAAAAAGCUUGAUAUAUCCGAUUGGCUAGAGUGUAUGAACUUGAUGCUGGAUAAAGAAGGAGUGAACAUUCGCGCAAUAACGGACGAAAAGUCUAACACGCCACUGCAUUAUGCCGCCAAAUCGGGCUUUAGCGAAGCGAUUUCUCUAUUUCUCAAUCGAGACAGCUAUAUAGGUCAUUUAAACGAUGUUAAUAAACCGCCUAUCGCAGAUAUUCCGGAAAGCAUGCUGUCAAACUACUUUGAUAAUUGUAUACAGAUGAAGACGGACCAGCAAACAAACAAGUGCGCAAUCGAAUUCAAUUAUCGCUGCUUGAUGCCACCCAAUGUUUCCAAGGCGCAAGGCGAUGAUCUGGGAACUCGCGAGUUGGAAGUGUUCAUGUAUAUUGCUAAUAACAACAACCUCAAACAAUUGCUGAAGCAUCCGCUGCUCUCGUCUUUUCUCCACCUCAAAUGGCACAUGAUACGGCACCUCUUGUUUGUGAAUUUUAUCAUCUAUGUAGUCUUCUACAUCUUGUUGAACGGUUACAUUCUGAGUAUGGCAUACAAAAGUUCUCCGAAUAAAGACGAAGCGGAGUCGUUCAACAUGUCUCUAGGGAGAGUUUCCAUGCAAAUGUUUCAGAACGUUCACCAGAACAAUAUGUUACAGAAUUCUAUUAUUAUAAUGCUGUCACUUUAUAUCUUUCGAGACUUCAUUUUACUCCUCAGUUGUUUUAAGCACUACACGAAGGAUUUUACGAACUGGUUGCAGAUCAGCCUAAUUGCACUAAGUAUCGCCAUGCUAUGCAGCAACAUACUGAACUUACUGCCAGACUACUUGCAACUUAAUAUCGGUGUCACGGUAAUCCUAAUAUCCACCUGGAAACUCAUGAUUCUGAUCAGCCAGUAUCCGAGAUUUACUACUGGCAUUGUGAUUUUUCAAACUGUCUUCUGGAACUUUGUAUGCUUAUUCGUGCCGUACAUAUUUCUCGUCAUCGCGUUCGCUCUGGUCUUCCAAAUAUUUUUUAAGGACGGCCAGGAUCCAAAUUUCAAGGAUUCAAAUCUCAUCUUUUCGAUCAGCAAAAUUAUUAUCAUGCUCACCGGUGAGUUCGAUAUAGACGAUAUUACAUUCCAAUUAGAGGAAUCAAUGUGGAUCCGUUUCGUGUUCGUGAUAUUCGUCCUUCUCAUGGUUAUCGUAUUAAUGAAUAUGAUAAAUGGUAUUGCGGUUAGCGAUACCGCCGAGAUUCUGUGCAAGACCGAGCUGAUUGGACUCAUUGAGCGGAUACAUCUGAUUGCUUACUUUGAGAAUAUCGCCUGCGCGAUCGAUGAGUCACUUAGACGAUGGUCUUCUAGAUGUCUACUAUGGAAGUCCUUCGCUAGUCUUGCUAGCAGGACUUUUCUGUCUCAAAAUUAUCUGAGAGAUAAAGACGGCAAGAUUAGCUUUGAGAUUGAGGACAGUCGAAAUUCUCAUGACGACAAUAACGUUCCUAGCGAGAAAAAAGGUAACAAAUUUUAUGCUAGCUGGAAAAUGGACCGCAAUAUAAUUGAGCGAGCUAAACAGAUUAUCUUCAAUAAGAAUCAACAGUCGGAUAAUGAGAAAAUCAUGAUUGCGUUGAAUAAGCUGCAGGAAGCGAUGGGAAUCGAGGUGACUAAAAUUUAGAUCGAAAUAUAUGAUUAAGUUUUAUAAAGUAUCUAUUUGAUAAGCUAAAGAAAGAGAUUAAAUAUUGUGAAACGCUGUCUGUGAUAAUAA